Helianthus annuus (common sunflower) is the source of this 3789-nucleotide messenger RNA. RefSeq lists its product as uncharacterized. The record is from RefSeq and is a predicted model, not a curated record. Gene Ontology annotation, biological process: DNA repair; telomere maintenance. Lineage: Eukaryota; Viridiplantae; Streptophyta; Magnoliopsida; Asterales; Asteraceae. The transcript has 6 exons. Gene Ontology annotation, molecular function: ATP hydrolysis activity; DNA helicase activity. The coding region runs from base 1 to 3789 and encodes 1262 amino acids.
AUGACUAAUGGACUCUCAAACCCUCGAAAUCAUGCUUCUAGCUCGAGUGCAUCUACUAAAGCUGAAAAACAAAAAGAGUAUCAAAAAAGAUACUAUGCUGCACGCAAAGAAAAUAACAAAGUAUCUAAAUUUGGGAGUGGUGAUGCCCCCCAAAGUGCUUCAUCAAUAUCUUUAAUGAAUAAUAGGUCAACAGAAAGGACACCGUUAAGAAGUUUACAAACUAAUAUUACUCAAUUUCCACAAACAACAAAUGAGAACGCCUCAAGUGUUUCUACUACAAAAUGCAAGGAGUACAAUAAAGGAUGUUCUAAUACACCAAACGAUAAUGGAAUGCGUAUUUCAAAUGGCAGUCAAGUCAACCAAACCCCGAUAGAUGAUGUUACGCCGACAACCACAUUCCCAUCUGUAAUUGACGUAGUCAGGCAUAGAACAUCACGAGGUAUUCAAAUUCAUCCGCGUACUUUAUUACCCCAAUUUGCUGAAGUAGUUGAUCAACCUUCCCUCCAACAUGGGAGCGUAGAAGAUGAUCCUUAUAAUUUUGUUUACAAUGGUGUACCUGGAGAGCAUCGUGUUUUAAAUGGGAAAACCGUGUUAGCAAACUUAGAAAUUCCAGAGGAAUUGUACCGACUUUUCACGUCUCAAGAUGAAAUUGGAGAUAUGUUUAGGCAAAACAUCUGUGCUUAUAACACCAAUUUUUCUUUUGCCUCAAUGGGUGUGACAUUGGAUGAUACAUUGAACAAUAUGAGAGACGGCGUAUAUACUUUUCGUGCACAUAAAGGAAUAUAUCACAGAAUCGACCAAUUAGUUCCGAGGGAUGGGACUCCUAGGUACUUGCAGUUGUAUUUUUACGAUCCUGAUACUGAGUUAGAUCACAGACUCCGAUGGCCAAAUCUUGAUCGGCGUAUUACUCAGAUUUUAACACGCGUUCUUUCUACAAACCCAUAUGUCGAUACAUUUAGAAGACUUGCGGAACUAGGACCUCUGGACAACUAUAGAGUCACUUUGAAUACUUCAGUUGAACUUGACCAAAGGGUGUACAACCGACCAACGACAUCGGAGGUUGCUGGUAUUUGGGUUGAAGGUAAUGACAAUAUCACUUCGUAUAAACGAAGUAUUGUAGUGUACGGUAGGUCUGAAUAUAGACAAACUAUUCAGUCGUACUUCAGUUGUUACGAUCCAUUGUCGUAUCCUCUAUUUUUUCCUAAUGGUGAGUCGGGUUGGCAUGCUAACAUACCACGUCAAGGAGUAUCAAUCAAUGAGGUUCGCAACAAUGACAACAUCGAAGGAGAAAUGGAAGAGGCUAACACACGAAGUGGUAGAACAACCGUGGCUAUGCGAGAGUACUACUGUUACAAGUUCCAGAUUCGAUCUACCGAUAAUGUGCUUUUGUUCGUUGGUAGGCUGCUACAGCAGUUUGUGGUUGAUGUUUACAUCAAAAUUGAGACGUCACGCUUAGAAUUUUGUGAGAGAAACCAGGAUAAGAUUCGGGCCGAAUUGUACCAAGGUAUUGUGGAUUGCGUCAAUACUGGCGAGGUUCAUGCAAACAGAGUCGGGAAAAGAAUUGUGUUGCCUGCAUCUUUCAUCGGGGGGCCUCGCGACAUGCGACGUCGGUUUCUAGAUGCGAUGACGUUAGUUCAAGACGACGGCAAGCCUGAUGUAUUCCUUACAAUGACAUGUAAUCCUAAGUGGCCUGAGAUAUGUGAUAACUUACAUGUUGGUCAAACUGCUACAGAUCGUCCAGACCUUGUUUCAAGAGUGUUCCGGGCUAAAUUAGAAGAUCUUAAGGAUCAACUCUUCAAGAAACAUGUCCUCGGGGAAGUUAAGGCAUACGUCUAUGUCAUUGAAUUUCAAAAGCGGGGUUUGCCGCACGCACAUUUUCUCCUAAUCAUGUACCCGCAACACAAGAUCAAUAACGCGGACCAUUAUGAUAAGGUUGUGUGGGCUGAAAUUCCUAACAAACUAACACAUCCCAGAUUGCAUGAGAUGGUUGUCAAGCACAUGAUUCACGGUCCUUGCGGCAAUUUACGAUCAAGCAGUCCUUGUAUGCAGGGUGAUCCUAAAAUUUGUCGUUUUCGCUAUCCUAGACAAUUUAACGAACAGACGACACAAGGAGAAGAUUCGUAUCCGUUGUAUCGAAGGAGAGACACCGGGAUAGAAGUGGACCUACGAGGACAAACACUUGAUAAUAGAUGGGUGGUCCCAUAUAACCCAAGGCUUUUGAUGAUGUUUAACUGCCACAUGAAUGUUGAAGUUUGCUCAAGUAUAAAAUCUGUGAAAUAUCUUUUCAAAUAUGUUUAUAAAGGACAUGACAAACAGGUUAUUCAAGUCGAUCAAAGUGAGCCAGGGGUUGUUAUUAAUGAGAUAAAAAGAUUUCAAGAUGCACGCUACAUAUCGCCCCCAGAGGCUAUGUGGCGCAUUUUUUCCUUCUCUCUUUCUCAAAUCUUUCCUGCUGUUCUAGCCUUACAACUUCAUCUCCCAAAUAAUCAGAUGGUUAGAUUUAGAGAUGAUGACUUGAUGCCUAAUAUUGUUGAUAGGGAAAGGGAUAAGAGAACCAUGCUAACAGCAUUUUUUGAUCAGAAUAGAAACGAUGAAACAGCAAGGGUACAUUUGUAUAACACUUUACUUGGAAUGGAAGCACACGCCGUUGGAGUCGUCGUUUCGGUAAAAAACAAAGAGGUCGUAUCGUUUCCGCUAAUCCAGCCGAAGGAGAAAGUUAAUGGUCAACGGUGUGCGACAUUUCGGAAAGCAGCUCUUGAGUUAGGCUUAAUAGAAGACGAUGAAUAUCUAUCACAAUGUCUCGAAGAAGCCUCUACGUUUCAGUUUCCCAAUGCUCUUAGAAGGUUAUUUGCGACCAUAAUGAUUUUUUGCCAACCUGGAGAUAUUCGAAAGUUAUGGAAUGACCACUUUGAUUCACUAUCUGAAGAUCAUCGGUUACACUGUCAAAGUAUAGAACGAGUUCAAAAUAUGGUUCUUACCGAAAUAAGUGUCUUGGUACAAUCCAUGGGUAAAAAUUUCAAUGAAUUCGACCUUCCUAAGAUAACUGACGAUGUUAACUUACAAGAUGCAGGUUAUCGUGAGUUACAAGAAGAGUAUGGGAUUGUUUUGGAACCUGAACACUUGAGUGCCAAACAUUCACUUAAUCCGGACCAAAAAAACGUGUUUGAUGAGAUCAUGAUGCAUGUUGAUAAUGAUCUUCCAGGCGUGUUCUUUAUUGAUGGUCCAGGUGGAACUGGAAAAACAUUUUUGUACAUUGCCUUGCUUGCUGAAAUUCGGUCACGUGGUCUUAUUGCUCUCGCAACAGCUUCAUCAGGUGCAGCGGCUAAUAAUAUGCCAGGAGGUAGAACGGCUCACUCGAGAUUCAAGAUUCCUCUUAAUCUUGAAAAUAAUUCAAUGUGCAAUAUUAAAAAACAGAGUGGGGCCGCUAAACUGAUUCGCUCUGCCAAAAUAAUCAUAUGGGAUGAAGCGUCGAUGGCUAAACGACAAGCGAUAGAGGCAGUCGAUCGUACAUUCCAAGACAUUAUAGGUGUUAGUCUCCCAUUUGGUGGAAAGAUAAUGGUUAUGGGAGGUGACUUCAGACAGGUGUUGCCGGUUAUUAAACAUGGCACUCGAGCACAGAUUGUAGACUCCAGCGUACGAAUGUCACCUCUUUGGUCUUUGACUAAGAAGAUGCGGUUGACCAUAAAUAUGAGAGCGCUGAAAGAUCCAUGGUUUUCUAAAUUUCUUUUAAGAGUCGGCGAUGGAACUAAAGAACCAAUCGAAGGAAACUAUAUCCCAUACCCGAUGACAUGA